Messenger RNA from Girardinichthys multiradiatus, 3359 nucleotides. RefSeq names its product hematopoietic death receptor (gene hdr). Bases 113 to 1273 code for a protein of 386 amino acids. Gene Ontology annotation, biological process: positive regulation of apoptotic process; TRAIL-activated apoptotic signaling pathway. The record is from RefSeq and is a predicted model, not a curated record. Gene Ontology annotation, cellular component: plasma membrane; cell surface. Gene Ontology annotation, molecular function: protein binding. The transcript is spliced from 10 exons. NCBI's taxonomy places the organism in Eukaryota, Metazoa, Chordata, Actinopteri, Cyprinodontiformes, Goodeidae.
CAGACGUCAACCAUGAGACGCUGGUCACCUGCGGCAGAUGCCGGAGGAUCCAGCGGCGUUAGAUCCAUGAAGAGUAACUCGUGACAGAAGUUUUUCUUUCUUUGAAAGGAAAAUGAUUAUUAGGGUUUUGUUGGCAUUCAUAGCUGUCCUCCGGUUUGCCGUAGCAUACCCACAGCCUGGCAUCAGGUUAGGCCGGUCCAGUUCCUGCAGAGAAGAUACGGAGUACCAACACGGCAGCAUCUGCUGUUUAAAAUGUGAAGCCGGUCAGUAUGUGCGAACCCCAUGCACUGAAGCAGGAAAGAAAGGAACCUGUGAAGAAUGUGACUAUGGAACAUUCACUGAGCACGCAAACGGACUGAAACAAUGCAUCAAGUGCACCCUGUGCCCCCCGGAUCAGGAAAUAGUAACGGCAUGCACUCACACCCAGGAUACUGUGUGCCGGUGCAAGCCAGGCAAAUACUGCCAUCCAGACGAAGCAUGUGAAAUAUGCAAGAAGUGUUCGAGGUGUAAAAGUGAUGAGGAGAUUGUGAAGAACUGCACAUCUACCAGUAACACUGAGUGCAAGAAAAGCCAGCCCAAAUCUGCCUCAGAUGAAGCAACUGGUCUGAUUGCUGGAUUGACUGUGCCAUUUGUAGUCAUUUUUGUUAGUUUGAUAAUAACAGCAAUUACCAUCUGGAAGAAGAAAAUAAGAACGGCAGACUCCGGCGGUUUGAAACAGGAAUAUGCUUCAGUAAACACGGAGCCCAGCCCAAAUCCAACUGUCCACAAGUCACUGGUAAUCUCCAAAUUUAGACAUCGAUUGGAGGAAGAGAGUAUAAAACUGUGUGACAGCAAUACCAGCUCUGCUAGCAGCUCUCAGCACAACCUAACUGGCCCAUUCCUCCCCGCCCCCGCUGCAUCGCUCUCCUGGGAAGACCCCAUCAGGAGGGAAGAAGAGCCAUUCCCCAACCUUGUUCCUGCGAAUGGUGUUGAAUCUCUCAAGAAAUGCUUUGAGUUUUUUGAAGAACUCAACGUUGACUUUUACAAGAGGUUCUUCCGUCAGCUCGGCUUGAAUGACAACAUGAUCAAAAGCAGAGAUCACCUACAAUAUGAAGACCGAAUCCAUGAUCUACUGAAUGACUGGGUGGAGAAAGAGGGCAAAGAUGCCAGUUUAAAUGACCUGCUGAGAGCCUUACUGGAUUUAAACCAAAGAAGAACAGCAGAGACAAUCAUGCAGAAAGCUAUUCAACGUGGUUAUUACCACUUAGCGAAUUUAUCUCUGGGAGUUAUUUAAUAUAAAAUCUGUGAGGUCUUUAUUGUUAAAAGUUUACAUAUCAUCACUACCAAUCACUUUAGUGUUGAAGUCAUGGAGAAACGUUUUAUCAAAGACAAGCUUGUGUGCAGGUCACAUCUUCAUUUUACCUGGUUUACAUUACCUGUUUUAGCUUGUUCUACCUAGUACCACCAUUCCACACACGAAUCACCAAGACAGUCAAGAUUUCAGUAUUCUUAGUUGAAUCGUAAUAACUUCAUGAACUGAUUCAUAUUUUAUUUUUAUUUCUUGCAAUUCUUGAGCCAUCUGGAAGUCUCAAAUCCAAAAAAUCUGUCAAUUCAUAAGAAAUUUGUAGGUCAUUCUUAGGUAUCAGAACAGAUUUCUUACUGAUUCUUGGGCAUUUCUAUGUGUUCUUAACCCAAUGGUAGGCUUCAUGAAGCAUUGUCUUCAUCACUCAGGGCCAUUGUACUCCCUAAAACUGCCCAAGUCUCUCUUCUGCCCCUGGAAAAAAAAUGAAAAACUUAAAAAUAAGGAAGAUAAUAAAAGAAAAUAAAAAAAUUAAUACAUAUUUUUAUUUAAUUGGCUAAACAGUCACCUUAUUUAAAAAGUCAUAAUUCAAAUAACAUUAUCUCCUGCUAGUCCCUCAUCACUUUAUUAUAUCUUGAUGGAAAAUCCCAUGAAUUGUCAGGAAUAGUAACAACUUCAAAUUGAAUGGUACCUGAUUCUUAGAUGCAAAGGGAAUGUUAACUGAUUUCCAAUGUUCGUGCUGUGUCCCAAAGAUCCUCAUGAAUCCUAAAAUUUAGCAAUUUGUGUCAAUCCCUAUUAUUGGUGGCCUGUGUGGAAUAGUAGCUUAAUGGGGCAGAGGUUCUCGGAGUAGAACAAGUACAACUAAUGCCUAACAAACAUUGAUCAUAGUGUUACCGGUCAGAUUACUAAAGUAAAAUGCAACCUGUAAAAAGAGAAGUAAUUUAUAGGUGAAUACUUAAUCUGCUUUACCUGAAAAAAAUACAUUGUUACCCAGAUUGGAAAUUCUGGCUCUUUUUUUAUGUUUUCUGAGUGGCAUGCAUUCCCAGACUGAAAUGAAUGGUGUCUACAUAAGGAUUUCUUUACUGUUAUUUUUGUCUGAUGUUCAUUACGUUCAAUUUUUAUAUUACAGAAACUAACCUGGUGGAUAAGGUUUCAAGGUAUCCGUAAAAAUUCAUGUAAGUGUCUUCAAACUCAAAAUCCAAAGUGUUUAUGCACUAAAAGCAUGUUUAAUUUAUUAUAAAGGAGAAGAGUUUAAAUCGGAAUUUGCCCUUGUAAUAUGUGUUGAAUAUUUUCCCGGUCAGGAAAUGGACAGUUUGCGUUUUGUGAUUUUACAUAUUGUCCUCAAGGGGAGAACAGAAAAACUGUUUAGAGGAGCGAUCCUGAUUUUGUUUGAUUUUAAUAUUAGAUUCCUGUGUGCCAAAGCUCAAACUAUAUUGUUUUUUCUCAUUCACUUUUUUUUCUAUGAAAUGUCAUGUGUUGUGUGACUUCCAGCUUGGUCAUGUUUGGACCUGUCUGUUUGGAUGUCUGCUUGGUUCUGUUGUUAGAGAUUUUUUUUAUUUGCAUGUCGCCUGUUUCGGUCCUGAUAACUUCCUGUUCAUCUGCAGUUCAGCUCAUUUCGAUUUAAAGAUGAAUUCAACAGAAAUAACUCUAUUCUCUUCUGUUUGUUUUUCAUUUCAUAUUAAAAUCUUCUUGUAGUAGGGGUAAAUCUGUGUUCAGUGAUACGAACAUGUGUCCUUUACACAGUAUACUCUGUUUAUUUAAAAAUGUGAUUCGGCCUGUCAGCUGGCUUCCUCAGUGAGCCUCACCCUUCUUACUGAACAGCAAACUGGUUUAUCUUCAACCACUGACGCAAGAUAACAUCAUCAACUACAAGAUGAGCAGUUCAGUGUCAUGAUGAUAAAAUGGAAGGUUUUGUCCCAUAAGGGAAAUUCUUUUACAUAAACAGUGUUUAUAUGUAUGAUUAGAAGUUGAAAUGUUCUCAUUUACAUUAACAUUAUUCCUGUUAAUUAGGUGGUAAAAUUCAAAGAAAUGUUUUUGGUAAAAAGUUGCAUAAAAACAAUAAAACUUACAUAAUUAAAAA